This is a messenger RNA of Suillus bovinus, 2360 nucleotides long. RefSeq lists its product as uncharacterized. The transcript has 13 exons. NCBI's taxonomy places the organism in Eukaryota, Fungi, Basidiomycota, Agaricomycetes, Boletales, Suillaceae. The record is from RefSeq and is a predicted model, not a curated record. Bases 23 to 2152 code for a protein of 709 amino acids. Gene Ontology annotation, molecular function: protein binding.
GAUUGAUCGAUUCGAGCCUCAUAUGAUUCGAGCCCUUUGUUCCUCACCUGCUCGCAAAUUCUUCUUGCAGGGCGCUUCGACUUGGUUAUCACCACAGCCAGCAGCAGCUAUGUCUAGCGGAAACAUCUCAGCUGACCACGAUACCCUCCUUAAACUUCUAACUCUCCCUUUAACGAAGAAACGUCGCAUUUCCGAGUCCGUACGAGAGCUUCAAGGCCCUCUAGAAUCUGAAAGUGCCCCAGGAAAAUGCCUUUUCCCAACACUUCCGCUCGAGCUCCUUGCAGAAAUUUUGAUCCAAACUGAUUCUCCUCGCGAUGUUUUAUCUGUCGCUCGCACAUCCAAGCUUUUAUGCUCGACACUUGUCUGCAAUCCCGCUGCCGACUUCAUCUGGCGCACCAUUCGCAAGAAUUGCUUGCCUUAUCCACUGCCUGAUCCCACACCUAACUUUAGCGAGGCGGCAUAUGCCGCGUUCGUGUACGAUGGAGGGCCUUGUGAUGUGUGUAAGAGAGACACAAAAGAAUUUUAUGCGAGCUUUGCUACACGAAUUCGUUUGUGUCGUGAUUCACGUUGCAAGACGAACAUCAGGAAUCAUCUUACGGAUGUUACCACUAUUUUCAAAGGUCAUGCACGCGACGAGAUAUGGAUUCCCUACGUGGAGUCCACUUGUUGCUUUGAUCCAAGCCUCGACAAUGCAUGGCCCGAGAAUCCCACCAUAUUGAUGAAGAAGUCCGAGUGGGAGCGUUUUCGGGCCGAUUAUGCAGCCUUCUCAGCUUUAUCUCCACCUCCGUCUGAGGCGCUGCGGAAGGCAUGCACCGAUCAAAUUGCGAAAUUUCCGAAGGUCAUGGAAUUUGCAGUUGCGCUACAGAAGUGGAAGUGCACCUAUGUCACCAUGCACCGCACCAUCAAAAGCAAAAACGAAAAGUGGGCGAAGGCACUUGCUGCCCGGGAAGGCUGGAAUGAACAUGAUUUGCUCAACUCUCAAUCCUAUGGUUCAUUGCACAGGCACAAGAAUUACGUGUUGGAAGAAGUCACACUACGUGAUUUCCUUCCAAUGAAGCCCCUUAUCGAAGCCCAACUUCUGAGAAUGCAAACACACCGUCAAAAUCAAGAAAACGAAGCAUCUUACCGUCAGCGUCGCGACGACGUCAAACAAUACUACGAUCGCCUACGGUCCGCUGGAACAGUUGUCCCAACGCUUCAUGAGUUCCGAAAACUUUCGGUUAUGACGACCAUGCAAGGGAGCGUAACGGGUUCAAGGCCCAAUUCCAGUGGCCUCGCAAAAGAUAUGAAGAACUCGGCCCUCAUUGCAGAGCUCGUCGCAGCUGAUUUGAGGACAUGGAUGGCGUCUGCACGGGAAAAACUGUCUGAAUUACUUGGGUUCCCUAAGUGGAGGAGUGCGAGCAAGACGAAGCUGCAUCCACUAGAUAGGAUCACUGCGCGGUUUAGAUGCCAGGGAUGUGGAAAGGUCGCAAAGCGGUAUGAGACAGAACGAUGUCUCGAUUUUGCAGGUGUCUGCGCACAUGAAUGUCCCAGUAAUGAUAAGAAAGACAGGAAACCAGUGGAUUGGAGUGUCGAUCGCUUCAUAAAAGAUGAGAAGGCGUCAAAUGCAGUUGCACGCCUUCUGACGCUCAUCGGAAUCACCGACGAGGAUGCGAACGCAUGCAAUACCGUCAAGAUGCUUGGAGCACACAUUCGGUGUCUUUCUUGCGAACAUGCAUUCAUUGUCAUGGACUUCUCCACCCUCAUUGGUCACGCCCACCGCCAUGAUAACAUGCAGAUGACUAUAGUAUCCAAGGGAGAAGGGCCAGAGCAUGCCUUUGAGGCGGGGUUGUCUGCGAAACUUUUGGAUAUGGGUUUCACGUCACAGAAGUUGAGGAGCGAGGCGAAUUAUCGGUGCCGUCAUUGCGUUCCAACCAGCAAAUCAGCAGAAGCUGGCAUGGAUGGGCAGGGGCAGGUCUCUACUGGGGAAUCUAUUGCGAAGGAGUCACACACGGAGGGGUUCCAAACGGAGAAUCAGAAGAGACGCCAUAGAAACAAGAAGAGCAAGCUCAGGUCAAUGGAUUUCAAUGCGCUUCGCUCGCAUCUGAAGGAAUUACACAGAGUAGAGAUGGUGAGCGACGAGGAUUUCUUCGUACAAACUCCGGCAAAGUAGCAGAGCUAAGGAACUCAGACGAGAGGGACGAUCUAUAUCGCAUCUAUUCAUUUUUGCUUCAAUUUAUUUUAUGUACUAUUAUGAAUUAAUUAGCUGAGUAGUCACUAACAUUUACCGGAUCAAAGGAGCGGCGUCUGUUACGGCAUAAGCGAUGCGGCCGCUCCUGCCUUCAUCGAAAUUUGAUCGUGUUAUCAUACUCGUGUAUCUG